Molecule: messenger RNA, 186 nt
Organism: Penicillium digitatum Pd1
Lineage: Eukaryota; Fungi; Ascomycota; Eurotiomycetes; Eurotiales; Aspergillaceae
Source: RefSeq, a predicted model, not a curated record
AUGGGACAACUGAGGAAUUCAGAAUCUCCUAAGCAAUUCUGGAUGUAUGUUGUUGCCACAAUCAUUUUGGCGGUUAUUACACUUGGCAUCUGGGAUCUAUGGACUCACAAAGAGCAGGCUAGAAAGCGCAAUUUCUGCACUCUGAAGCGCGUGACACCACAUGAGGCAAAAGAAGAUGUCGAAUGA